UAGGGGGCGGUAGUUGGGGGUGGUGGGAGAAGGAGGAGGCGGCGGCGGUGGCGAAUCACUUAUAAAUGGCGCCAAAGCAGGACCCGAAGCCUAAAUUCCAGGAGGGUGAGAGAGUGCUGUGCUUCCAUGGGCCUCUUCUUUAUGAAGCAAAGUGUGUAAAGGUUGCCAUAAAGGAUAAACAAGUGAAAUACUUUAUACAUUACAGUGGUUGGAACAAAAAUUGGGAUGAAUGGGUUCCAGAAAGCAGAGUACUCAAAUACGUGGACACCAAUUUGCAGCAACAACGAGAACUUCAAAAAGCCAAUCAGGAGCAGUAUGCAGAGGGGAAGAUGAGAGGGGCUGUCCCUGGAAAGAAGACUUCUGGUCUGCAACAGAAAAAUGUUGAAGUGAAAACAAAAAAGAACAAACAGAAAACACCUGGAAAUGGAGAUGGUGGCAGUACCAGUGAGACACCUCAGCCUCGUCGCAAGAAAAGGGCCCGCAUAGAUCCUACUGUUGAAAAUGAGGAAACAUUCAUGAACAGAGUUGAAGGUAAAAUAAAGAUUCCUGAAGAACUAAAACCAUGGCUUGCUGAUGACUGGGACUUAAUUACCCGGCAAAAACAGCUCUUUUAUCUUCCUGCCAAGAAGAAUGUGGAUUCCAUUCUAGAGGAUUAUGCAAAUUACAAGAAAUCUCGAGGAAACACAGAUGAUAAGGAGUAUGCUGUUAAUGAAGUUGUGGCAGGGAGCAAGGAAUACUUCAAUGUAAUGUUGGGCACUCAGCUUCUCUACAAAUUUGAGAGACCACAGUAUGCUGAAAUCCUCGCAGAUCACCCUGAUGCACCCAUGUCCCAGGUAUAUGGAGAGCCACAUCUACUGAGAUUAUUUGUACGUAUUGGAGCAAUGUUGGCCUAUACACCUCUGGAUGAGAAGAGCCUUGCUUUAUUACCGAAUUAUCUUCAUGAUUUCCUAAAAUACCUGGCAAAGAACUCUGCAACUUUGUUUAGUGCCAGCGAUUAUGAAGUGGCUCCGCGUGAGUACCGUCGGAAAGCUGUGUGAGGCGCUUAUACUCACUCUUGUUUGGAUCUCUGUAAACACAUUGUUUCCUAGUCCUUCUCUUGUACAAAUGAUGUACUUUGGAAAUGUUAGUGUAUAACAGAAGUGAUGUUUGUUUUCUGUUUGAUUUUAAACAGAAAAUAAAAGGGGUUACAGCUCCUUUUUUCUUUCUUUUUUUUUUUUCUUCUUCAUUUCAAAGUUGCUACCAGUGUAUUCAAUGACGGACAACAGAGAGACGUACUGUAGAGUGUUUUAUUGCUUAGUUGACAAAGCUGCUUUUGAAUGCUGGUGGUUCUAUUCCUUUGACACUACGCACUUUUAUAAUAUGUGUUAAUGCUAUAUGACAAAAUGCUCUGAUUCCCAGUGCCAAAGGUUCAAUUCAGUGUGUAUAACUGAACACACUCGUCCCUUUGUGCUCCCCCCUUUUUUUUAUGGUGCUUACAGUAAAGAGCCCAUCCUUUGCAAGUCAUCCAUGUUGUUCCUUAGGCAUUUUAUCUUUGCUCAGAUUGUCAAAGAAUGGUGGCUUGUUUCAUGGUUUUUGUAUUUGUGUCUAAUGCACGUUUUAACAUGAUAGACGCAAUGCAUUGUGUAGCUACAGUUUUCUGGAAAAGUCAAUCUUUUAGAAAUUGUUUUUCAGAUCUUCAAUAAAUUUUUCUUUAAAUUUCAAAAAAAAA
This is a messenger RNA of Balaenoptera acutorostrata (minke whale), 1708 nucleotides long. Its product is annotated as mortality factor 4-like protein 1. Gene Ontology annotation, cellular component: nucleus; NuA4 histone acetyltransferase complex. Gene Ontology annotation, biological process: chromatin organization; regulation of DNA-templated transcription. The coding region runs from base 66 to 1037 and encodes 323 amino acids. The record is from RefSeq and is a predicted model, not a curated record. The transcript has a single exon. Lineage: Eukaryota; Metazoa; Chordata; Mammalia; Artiodactyla; Balaenopteridae.